Messenger RNA from Triticum dicoccoides, 846 nucleotides. RefSeq names its product auxin-responsive protein IAA9-like. The record is from RefSeq and is a predicted model, not a curated record. Lineage: Eukaryota; Viridiplantae; Streptophyta; Magnoliopsida; Poales; Poaceae. Gene Ontology annotation, biological process: regulation of DNA-templated transcription. The coding region runs from base 97 to 624 and encodes 175 amino acids. The transcript is spliced from 2 exons. Gene Ontology annotation, cellular component: nucleus.
CACGACUCCAUCAACCAACCAAUCCAGAGUUAUUCUGCCUUUGCAAGAAUCGCAGCUGACAACUACUCGGCUCUAGCUGGCCCGGAUCGACGCGGCAUGGAGCUGGAGCUCGGGCUGGCGCCGCCGACCAACGCCGGCCGCCCCCCACUCGGCAGCGGGAAGAGGGGCUUCGGCGAGGCGUUCGGGGAGGACGAGGAGCAGCGCAGGACGUCGACCACGACGCUGCCGCUCUUCGACGACGGCAGCAGUAGCAGCAGCUGCGACAGCGGCAGCGGCGGCGGCGUUGGGGGGAGCAAGAAGGCGCUGGUGGGGUGGCCGCCGGUGAGCUCCGCGCGCAGCAGGGCGUGCGGCAGGCACGUGAAGGUGUGGAAGGAGGGCGCGGCCAUCGGGCGGAAGGUGUACCUGCCCUUCCACGGCUCCUACGCCGACCUCCUCGCCACGCUCGCCCGCAUGUUCCCCGACCCCGCCGGCGACAGGGCGGGUUGCCUCGGUGGUGCUGCCGGCAAGGGCGAGGGCGAGAUGGUGGUCACGUACGAGGACGCCGACGGCGACUGGAUGCUGGUCGGCGACGUGCCGUGGGAGGAUUUCGCGCGGUCGGUGAAACGCCUCAAGAUUUUGCUCUGAAGAAACAAACAGAACGGCACUGCUAGAUUUUGAGAAAUGUUUUUCUUUUCUCUUCUGUGAGAUUUCAGCUAUGCAACUUCAGUGGCUGCUCAUGUUGCAGACAUCUUGUAAUACUAUAAAUACUUAUAAUAUACUACUACAACAUUUCCUCGUAUCAUUUUCCCGUUUUCUCUCCCAGAACGUGUAAACAUGUUGCGGCUAUAUGUAUGUUUUUCCAACCAG